Molecule: messenger RNA, 4533 nt
Organism: Phyllopteryx taeniolatus (common seadragon)
Lineage: Eukaryota; Metazoa; Chordata; Actinopteri; Syngnathiformes; Syngnathidae
Gene: siral1
Product: family with sequence similarity 118 member B
Exons: 6
Coding region: 705-1724 (339 amino acids)
Source: RefSeq, a predicted model, not a curated record
UCUAUGACCAGUUCAGAGUAGCAAUGUGGCGUGUGGCCUGGCAUUUACAGGUACAUUGUACAUUGUACCCCGCCACUCGCCCGAAGAUAGCUGGGAUAGGCUCCGGCACGCCCGCGACCCUAGUGACGAUAAACGGUACGGAAUAUGGAUUUAUAAGACACAAUGUAUCUUAACGGAAGCGAUGUUUUGAACGACCUGUUUCUUGACCGCAAAGUAGACACUGUGUUAUCCGAGCGGCACGUGAAGGCGUCUACACUUGGCAGCAGGCGGCGACUUCAACCGCCCCUGUCGGCUCUCACGCGACAGCAGCACACAAAACUUCAACAGUGGCCAAAGUGAAGCCUCCGCGUUGUUCAAACUUGAGCUCAGUACGUUAGUUUGCCAUUUGCCAAGGCUCCCGUCACAUUCUGCAUGACGAGUUAACCCUAGUUCCUGUGGGUUUUAUUUUUUUUAACAAGGUUGGAAAGACAGUCGGGAACAACUUGUCAAAUCAAAGUCAAGUUAGCUUGUCAUUUUGAAAGUCGGGUUUCGUUACAAAUACUUGACGUGGACUUUUUCCAUUAAAAAAAAAAAAAAAAAAAAGCGACGAGAUUGUAAGCAGUGUACGUGUACAGUGUUACUCAUUGAGCUGGAAUCAGAGACGGUACUCCGUGAGCAGAAUUUUAAACGCUGGGCGCCUACUCCUUCGUGGAUAAAGGUGCUGAAUGGCCUCUGUUGUAGCGGUGAAAACUGAGAAACGAACUGCAGCUGACUCACAGGAUGCAGAUUCAAAUGGAAAGAAGCCCAGGAAACUGCUGCCCAGCCUGAAGACAAAGCAUGCCCCUGAGCUCGUCUUAGUGAUCGGCACUGGGAUAAGCUCCGCCGUGGCCCCACAGGUUCCUGCUCUGCGCUCCUGGAAAGGCCUUAUCCAGGCCUUGCUAGACGCCGCCAAUGACUUUGACUUACUAGAAGAGGAAGAGAGCCGGCGUUUCCAAAAGCACAUGCAGGAAGAUAAAAAUUUGGUGCAUGUGGCUCAUGACCUAAUUCAGAAACUUUCCCCGAGAACAGGCAAUGUGCGUUCCACAUUCUUCAAGGACUGCCUGUAUGAGGUGUUCGAUGAUUUGGAGUGCAAGAUGGAACACGCCGGGAAACAUCUACUGCGCUCCGUGCUGCAGUUAAUGGAGAGUGGCGCGCUGGUCCUCACCACCAACUUCGAUAACCUGUUGGAGAUCUACGCGGCUCACCAAGGCACCAAGCUGGAGUCUUUGGAUCUGACGGACGAGAAAAAGGUGUUGGAGUGGGCUCAAGAGAAGCGAAGGUUAAGCGUUUUACACAUCCAUGGUGUUUACACCAACCCGUGUGGUAUUGUGCUGCACCCCGCUGGCUACCAGAAUGUAUUGAGGAACACAGAGGUUAUGCGUGAGAUCCAGAAGCUGUACGAGACCAAAUCAUUUGUUUUCCUGGGCUGCGGUCGCACCGUUGACGACACAACCUUUCAGGCGUUGUUCUUGGAGGCUGUCAAACACAAGUCCGACCUGGAGCACUUCAUGCUUGUGCGGCGCGAGGACGUGGGGGAGUUCAAGAAGCUACGCGACAACAUGCUCGACAAAGGCAUCAAGGUCAUUUCGUACGGGGACGAAUACUCGGACCUACCCGAGUACUUGGAGCGGCUGGCCAACGAGAUCUGCUUUCGAGAUGUUUCAACCAAUGACUGGGGUAAGGUACAGUGUUCAUAUGUGGUUUGAUGGACAGAAAUUCUUAAAGGUUUACGUUACAUUUCAUUUGAUUUAGGGCAAAGGCAGUAACUACACUAUCUGCUAUCAUUCCAUCAGCCAAAUAUAAGUUCUACCAGGUGUUUUGACUAUGCAGACUAAAAUUCACUCUUGGUAUUGAAAUGUGGUUUAUUCCAGAGUGUGUUGGGUGUUUGGUUUAAGGCAUAAUGUUGCUGAUUGAAGACGCACCUCUUAGGCUGGAUUUACCCUGCAGGUCCAAGUGUUCAAUUCCAAUGUUAUGUCAAUAUCCGAUUUUGUUUUGAUUCUCUUGUUUUUUAAUGUACAUUUCAAGUGACAGAUCCCACAUGACAGAAGACAUGAAACUAGGGCUGCGGCUAUCGCGAUAUUUUUAGCAGAGAGUAUUGUAUGGAUAUUUGUGCAUGUACAGACCCUUUCCAAAAAAAAAUUUAAUAUCAUGGAAAAGAAGAUUUAUUUCCAUAAUUCCAUUCAAAAAGUUAAACUUUCAUACAUUAUAGAUUUGGGACCCACAAUUCAAACAAUUUCAAGAAUGUACCGUAUUUCCAGCUCCUAAACCCACAAAAUCAGGAAUUCAAAAAUGUUUAAUUCUGUGAAGAAAUCAGCCCAGAUAAAUGUUUUAAACUGAGUGUCACACACUAAUCAUCUACUGAACUCUCAAAGCACCUGCACAGGUUUUGCCAGGUGUCAUUUAAUUGUUUGUUUGGUUCAAUUGUCUCAGUUGGGUUCAAUAUGGGGAAGACCGCAGACUGGCCAGAAGACCAUAAUUUUUUGGAAAUGGUUUGUCAGGCGCAGGUAUUAAUUUAGGCUACUUGGGGUCACCAGAGACAUCUACUGUAGUGUGUAUGACUUUGGCUGUGUAUGGCUUUGAAAGGCAGGUUCUAGCCUCUGUGAGAGAGAGUUGGCUUAUUUCUCCAUGAAAUGGUUGGUGCAUGUGACUGCAGUAACAUUAGUACAUGUAUAAAAAUGAUCCCUGCCAAGCGUCGAGGUCUAGAUUUUGCUUCAACCUUUUUUGUAAUCAGAUUUUAGGGUAACUGCCCAAUUACUACACUGGCUGUCCUGGAAAUUAGUUUGCUUAUUUAAUGAUUGACACACCUCUUAGGUAACACAUUUAAAUGUGUAUGAUUUUGCUGUUGUUUAAUUUACAGUGGAUGUUUUUUGUUUAUUCGUGUUGUUUGGGCAGAUGUGAACGUGUAUACAUAACCAAUCAGUGUAUUUCCAUGACGUCAGACUCUCAUUGAUGGGGUACAUCUGAUCUGUGUAUACUGUACUCACAUUGGCACAUAUAUCAUACUGUUCAGAUUUGUAUCCACAUUUGGAGGUCGGUCGGUUUACAAUCUGAUUCCAUGUUUUUUUUUUUUUUUUCCUGUUCAUGACAAUUGGGACAUUUGAGAGCAAAAAAAAAAAAAAAAAAAGCAAAAAAACAUCUGAAUUGUGUCACUUGAACCAUGCAGUGUAAAUCCAGCAUAUGAUUGAAACAUGCAUGUCCAAUGAGUAUUUUCUAGAUACAGUGUAACCGCCAAAGUCGGGCACAAUUUGAUCCAUAACACUGAUUGACUUCCGAGAUGUUCUGAUUUCAACACACUUCUUCACAGAGAAAAUCAUGGAAAGUGAAUUAAUUCCAGGCUCAACCUGUCAACAUGGCAAAACUGCAAAUUAAAAUAGUUUCAAACUACUCACUCUUUGAAAACGCCUGGCAGAGAUGGGAUGUUGUUAGUCAUUAAACUUUUGUCAUUACAAAAAAAAAAGCCAAAGCAAAACACACUUCUGAGUUAAACCUUAAAAUACUCACUGAGCUGAAUACAUUUGCAUAUUUUAUUGCAUGGCGUCAUGCAUGGUGUUUUUGAUUAUAUUUUUCUCCAAAUAUCGUAACUAUGGAGGUUACACUGUACUCGUUAGCUUUGAUUGAUGACUUCAUGUGCCUACAUUUGUUUACUGUACACCCUUUCUAUCUGUAUUUCCAGGGUUUUAAAAUGGGGGGUGGGGGCAGCGGAACGGCUUUAACGGUCAGAAAUACCUCCAAGGUUAGGACUCAAUGCUUCUUCUCGCUGACAUCAAGCUGUGGCCACAUACCAGACUUUCACUGCAGGAAACGAGACUGUUCUCUUCCUUCAUGUUCGCCGGGCUAGGAAGUCAAAAGUCUGUUUGCUCCUUCGGAGUCAAAAGAACUGCUGAUGUUCCAGUAAUUUCAGCUGACUUUGCAUGAUAUGAUAGUGUUCAUGGAAGUCUUCAAUAUUGUUGACGCUGUUUUUAACAUGCACUUAAAUUCCCCAUGUUUUUUUCCACAAUGCAAUAUUUUUAUUUUGCAUUGUGCUCCCACAAGGAAUUAGUAUACUGUCUGAUCAUUGUGGCCUGUGUCUGUCAUUUUCUUUGUGGUUAUUUAAAAGGGAAGCUAAAUUGAAGUUCGGGACACUCCGGUAGAAGUACAGCAUACUGUUGAUGAUAAACUAUUCAUGAUGGAUGUGACUCACUGUGUGAUGGCCAUGAGUCGUCACAUUGGCUUGUAUGGUAAGCACAUUUUCUCGUUACACCUGCUCUCUGUGUGCAGAGCAGAUGUGAUCUAUACAUUCAAUGAGGUUGGGGUCUUCCUCACUCAACACAAAAACAGGGUAACUACUCAUUUACACUGUACUGCAUGAAUAUGUCAUGACAAUAGCUUUUUUUUUUUUUUGCAAGGCAUUGUCCUGCAAGUAGCAACUUGCCACUCCUGUGCAGAAAUGUUCUUUGUCUUUUGUAUUGUAAGUACUCGUGUUUGUGAUAUAGUAUUUAUAAGUACUAUUUUCAAAAUAAAGCUUUUGGUAUCCCA